This is a messenger RNA of Quercus lobata, 1528 nucleotides long. RefSeq lists its product as uncharacterized. Lineage: Eukaryota; Viridiplantae; Streptophyta; Magnoliopsida; Fagales; Fagaceae. The transcript has a single exon. The record is from RefSeq and is a predicted model, not a curated record. Gene Ontology annotation, molecular function: protein binding. Bases 196 to 1515 code for a protein of 439 amino acids.
AUUAGAUGUAGGUGAUAUUCUGUAGAAAAAUAAACAUGGAUGUACAAAAGCAAUUCAAGAUGAUUCUGUAUUGGCUUAUGUUGCUACCUCCUUUUCUUCUUAUCAUUAUUCUUCUUUUCUGUAGAGUUUUUCCAUGCUCUUCACCUUUUGCUCUUAAAACCUUCAAACAAAGCCCAAAUAAAUCAAUAGGAAAAGAUGAGCAGCAUAUCCACCAAAGCAACAGCUUCAACCUUCUGUAUUCUUGUUGCCUCUCUGAUUCUCAACACUGUAGUACCACUAUCACAUAGUACCAACAAAGAAACACUAGAUUUCUUUACUGUUGGCAGAGAUAGAAGCCAAAGCAAAGGCUGCAACAAUGAAUUUCACGGUAUAUCCAGCUCAUUCCAUUGUCAGAAACCAACAGCCUCUCAAGCACAACCGCCUUUACCAAAAAAAAAUGGAACUUUGGUAUUUGCAGACCAAAGGCUUGCUGUGGUCUAUCCUAUAAUCCAAAGAUUCAAGUCCAUAAUCACCUCAGAUCCUCUAGGCGUUACUAAAUCCUGGGUAGGCUCAGAUAUAUGCAACUACAAAGGUUUCUUUUGUGACAAACCCCCAGAUAACCAAUCUGCAAUAGCUGUAGCUUCUAUAGACUUCAAUGGCUUUCAACUUAGCGCUCCUACUCUUGAUGGCUUUCUUGAUCAGCUUCCUGACAUAGCUCUCUUCCAUGCUAAUUCCAACUUCUUUUCAGGCACUUUAUCUUCAAACAUCUCCAAGCUCCCUUAUCUCUACGAGCUUGACAUAAGCAACAACCAAUUCUCUGGUCCAUUUCCUAGUGCUGUUCUAGGCAUGAACGGCUUAACAUUCUUGGACAUUCGGUUCAAUUUCUUUACCGGGUCAGUCCCACCUCAAAUAUUCACACAAAACCUUGACGUCCUUUUUAUCAACAACAACAAUUUCAUGCAGGCACUUCCUGAUAAUCUAGGCAGCUCCCAUGUUCUUGUACUCACUCUAGCCAACAACAAUUUCACUGGUCCUAUCCCAAAAGGCAUUGCCAAAGCUUUGGGCUCUCUAACUGAGGUCCUUUUGUCAAACAACGAGCUCACAGGUUGUUUGCCUUAUGAGAUAGGGAUUUUAAAAGAGGCCACACUAUUUGAUGCUAGCAACAACGAAUUGACUGGUCCUUUACCAUCCUCUUUGGCUUGCAUUGAGAAGUUGGAGCAGUUGAAUUUUGCUGGGAACUUCUUGUAUGGUAUGGUGCCUGAAGUGGUGUGUACGCUAGAGAAUUUGGAAAGUUUGUCAUUGUCCAAUAAUUAUUUUAUAGUUGUUGGGCCACUAUGUAGGAGUUUAAUUGAGAGAGGAGUGCUUGAUAUUAGUAACAACUGCAUUCCUGAUCUUCCAUUUCAAAAAUCAGUACGUGAAUGUGCGAAUUUCUUCACGAACCCAAGGAAGUGUCCCAACACGUGGACUUAUACUUACCUUCCCUGUAAGUUUCCUCCCUCUGGCUCUCCAAUUCCUUCAAUUGCUCCUUCACCUUGAGUACUCCUUGAGC